This is a messenger RNA of Dromiciops gliroides (monito del monte), 966 nucleotides long. RefSeq names its product zygote arrest 1 like (gene ZAR1L). Lineage: Eukaryota; Metazoa; Chordata; Mammalia; Microbiotheria; Microbiotheriidae. The record is from RefSeq and is a predicted model, not a curated record. The transcript has 4 exons. Bases 4 to 966 code for a protein of 320 amino acids. Gene Ontology annotation, molecular function: mRNA base-pairing post-transcriptional repressor activity. Gene Ontology annotation, biological process: translation. Gene Ontology annotation, cellular component: cytoplasm.
GGCAUGGAGCGAUUUGUUUGUUUCCCCUAUAGCUUGUAUCAGGGGUAUGGAAACCCACUGGCCAUGGGGAGACCUGGCCUCCCCAGGCAGAAGCAGCCUGGGCCUCCCACUUUCCUUGUGGGCCCGGGGCAGGUGCCAGCCAACCCUGGUGACUAUUUGGACAGUUACAAGAGGGCACAGCUCAAAGCCAUUCUAUCUCAGGUGAACCCCAACAUGAGCCUGCGGCUGUGCAAAGCAAACACCAAAGACGUAGGGGUGCAGGUGAGCCCUCGGGCAGAUAAGUUCAUCCAAUGCUCCCUAGGGCCUCGGACCCUACACAGCAGCUCCCCCGUGGAAGGUAGCAGCCCCGCUGGCCUCUCCACACGGGGCUUCUAUUCUCCAGUGUUGGGUCGGGGGCUCCUGAUCCGCCUGAGCAAACAAGAAGGCCAGGGGAAAGGGAAGGUGUCCUCAGAGGUCGGGGUGUCUGGACCUCAGAAACCCUUUUCACCAGAGCCUGAAGGGACCAGGGAGGCAGAGGAACAGCCACCACAGGUGGAAGAGCAGCCUCAGGAGGAGGGGGUUGAAUUGACUGCCUCCCUGGAGCAAGACACCCAAGAUGGAGAGGUAGAACAUCAGAAGGAGGGAACCACUCUUCCCAAGAAGCCCACUUUCCAGUUUUUAGAACAGAAAUAUGGCUACUUUCACUGUAAAGACUGCAAGACCAGGUGGGAGAGUGCUUAUGUUUGGUGUAUUUCUGGAAGUAAUAAGGUUUAUUUCAAACAACUCUGUCGCAAGUGCCAAAAGAGUUUUAAUCCUUAUCGAGUGGAAGGGAUCCAGUGCCAGACUUGCUCAAAGUCUCGCUGCUCCUGUCCUCAGAAGAAAAGACACAUUGACCUAAAGAGGCCUCAUCGGCAGGAGCUCUGUGGCCGCUGCAAAGACAAGAGACUCUCCUGUGAUAAUAUUUACAGCUUUAAGUACAUUGUCUGA